UAUCAGUACUCCACUACAGUACAAAAUUUCAAAGUGCUUUUUUCACGGCAAAGUAAAAUUAAUUUUACUUAGCCGUAGCUUCUUACGAUUAAUUUUACUCUGCUGUAAAAAAAAAGCACUUUGAAAUUUUGUGUACAACUGUUUUACGUUUUUGCCGUAGCAUUAUAAAAAGGCCUUACGAUGUGUUUUUCAUUUUAAUUUUUCUACAAUUCGCUCAAUUUACCGGAUCAGUAUUAACCUUAUAAUUAACAUGUUGUACUAGCAUGGAUUAUCAAGACACCUUUGGUGAACAGGAAGAAGAGGAUUUUCCAGGCAGACUUCUUCACCAGGCGGCAUUGUGGGAUAAUGCUGAACUGCUGGAAGAUUUACUAAGAGGCGAACAGCUGGCAUAUAUCAAUAGUCAAGACGCUUGGGGACGUACUCCGUUACAUGCUGCAGCAACUACAGAAAAUUCAAAAUGUUUAAGAGUAUUGUUACAGUCUGGAGCCAAUCCAAACACUGCUUGCGGUACUAGAGGUGAAGCUAAAGUAACUAGUAUUUGUGUACUGGAGAAUGAAAUCUAUAUCGGUACAACUUGGGGUUGUAUUGUGGUCGCUGAACGAGAAUCAAUGCGACCGAUUACAGUAUUUCGACCGUUUCAAGAAGAAGUAUGCUCGAUAUUGGCGUUACCAGUCAAAGUUGACGGUCGAACGUGUCUCGCUACCGUAGGACGUGGUUAUCGAAGCCUCAUUAAUCGCUAUAAAAUAAACCUGGAAAUGCCUCUUCAAAAGCGUCAUUGUUGAUUAAUAGCAGCACAUUUGCGAUUCUUUGGUCAACUGGGUAUUGGGCUGCGACAUGAUUCAAUAUUUUUUCGUUAUUGGAUUUCAAAUUUUUUACAGCUGUUACGUUGUUGCGUAAUCGUGAUAAUUCAUUCUAUUACCAGUUUUUAUUUUGUCAAUUUUUUAUACCGAUGUACAUGUGCUUUAUAAUUUUUUUAAAAGUCAUAUCUGAAUUUUUUUUAAAUUGAAGCGUAAGGUACUGGGUUGGAAGAACAGAACGAGAUCAAGAAAAUCAUCAGAUUCUGAUGUGAAGACAAAAAGAAAAAAAUGAGAUUUAAAAUUAAAUUUCAAAAAAAACCCAGAAUGAACUUGAAGAGAUCGUUUUUAUUUGGUCUGAAAAACGAAUCGUUCAGCAGUAUAGUUCUCAUCUUUUCUCAAAGGAAGCUUUGCUUUGCAAUGGAGCGGCAGAUUUUUUGAGUCGAGUUGAAGAAUUCUGCUUUCAGUAACGAAACGAGAAAUAACAUUCUAUUGUAAGAAUGAAAACAGGACUUUGUUGUUCUUUCAAACCCAGUUUGCGGUACAUGACCUAAGCUUCACCUUUAAAACGAAUGCUCAGUUUUUUUGUUUUUUUUAUACUCGUACAUGACAUUUUUUUCUUGCCUGUUGAAAACGUUGACGUAAGGUGUUCUUUCAAACCAAGUACCAAGACACAAUUUUAAUCUUGUAGGCUUAUCAAAACUAAAUUCAAUCAUGCUAAAAUAAUACCGGGCCAUUCCAUGCCAAAUCGGCGAAUUUUUGCACGAGGGUUCUUCGAUUUUUUUCAAAAUCAGAUCAUGUGUAGAGGUCAUCAAACGAUGACGAAUGACGCAAACAGGUCAUUUUUUCGAUUUUUUUUUGACGGAGCUGUGGCGCUUCAAAUUUCUCCAAAAUGGCCGAAAAUGGAAAAUUUCAUUUGCAAAUUGCUCCGGUUGUACGGGGUAUAGAAUUUUGAACUUUUUUUCAAAUUGUAGUACUUUGAGAGGGUAAUCGACGAAUGAUGUCAAAAUCAGUGUUGCCACUUUCUGAAACCUAAAAAACUCGAUUUAAAAACUUAUAAUUUAAAUAUAACCACGAUGUCCCCCAGUAAAAAUUGUGAGAAAAUUCUCAGUUUUAGUACUUUUUAUGUAGAAUAACAUAUCAAAAAAUUGAAGGGGCAUUUUUUUUCAUUUUCGAGAAAAAAAAAUUACAAGUUUUAUUUUUGUUGCAAAAGUAGGUACCAUUAGAAACCUAAAAAUGACAAUUUUUACAUUUUUGAAAUAUUUUACCAAUGUGAAGACGAAUAUGUGAAAAAAAUCCCUCUCCCCCCAAAUUUGUCAACGAAUUGACGAGAAAUGCAAUUUUUCGUGGAACAUGAAUAAUUUUAUUUUAAGAGUGAAAUAUAGGUACCUAUUGAAAAAAUGUGGCCGCCGUUGACAAAUUGGGGUGAAAAACGAUAAAACGACCAUUUUGUAUGCUUUAUUUUACAUUUUCAUCGGAGAACAAUAAUAUCAACAAUUUUGAAAAGUUAGUUGUUCUGUUCAGAAAAUGAAAAUUUGCACUUUUCAAAUGAUUUGGGUAUUACCUAGAAAUCAAAAAUUUCCUCUUCAAUUUUUUAAUUCUUAAAAUUUUUGAAAAGAGCAUCUUGAAUGGCCCGAGCGAAGCGAGGGCAAAAUUUUUGGAAAAUUUUUGAUUCGAAAAGUAGAACAUCAAUUUAAAAAAAAUGAAAAUUUGAAAUUUUGGUGGGAUAGUGUACGGGAAAUCGAACAACACAUGUAACGAAGACCCUGACUACAAUAUUAACUUCGUCGAAUUACUCAACAAUCAAAACAUAUUUCAAAAUAAUAAAAAAAUAUUUAUUAUUGAAAUUGGUCGUUGACCCAGGAAUGGUUCAACGAACCUACACGUAAAUAAAAACUUUGAGCUAUGAGCUCGUAUAACUUUCACGUACAAAGACAAAAACAAUAUUAACGCGAAAUUUAACAUUUCAUAACGAAAAUAAAAAAUACACGAAUACAUAUUUAACAGCCAACAGUUUCAACGAAAUUUCAAAAAACUAUAAUCAACUAAACAGCCAAUAGUUUCUAUUACGCGAUUUUACGAAAACGAAUUUAUUUUUAUUUAUUUAAAAAAUAAAAAGUUAUCGAAUACUUAUUGAUACCGUUACGGUUAUAAGACCAAUUUUGCCAACAGAUAGCUUCAAUUUUUCAGAGAUUUUUGAUGUGAAUUCUUGGAAAUUUUCUUGCUUUUUGAAGGAAUUUCUAUACUAUUUUUUAACUUUCUUGCCACUCAUGCGAAUUUCUCGCCUUUUUUUUAACUUUCUUGCCUUUUUUUUUUGCCAGUAGACACUCUGAUCGCAAGCAAAAUGUUACAAUAUGGAUCUUAGACUUGGUUUGUGCGGACACUUCGAAUGAAAUUAUAUUUUCAACUUAUUAAAUUAUUCUAGUCAAUUUUACGCAUUGCCAGUGUUGGUUAUUGUUAUUAUUACUCAUUUUAAUUCGACCAUAUUGAGAUACUUUUCAUUAUUAUUUUCAUAAUCGUAAUAAAUGUUAUCUACCAUUUUUAAUUUCCGAGCUGUAAUGACUUAUUCUUAAGAAAAUGACGUCAAUCGGAAUUUUCUUAUCAAUCAAUGAAUCAAAGGGCACACAUAAAUCGAAUGAACAGUAUAUUUACAAUUUUUAAAACCAAAUAUCAACUUGAAAAUUAGAGGAACACGACGAACGCGACCGAACAGGACGCGUUUUUGCAGUGCUUUGCAAACAAAAUAUGAUCAACCAACAAAAGAUUUUUAAAAUAAAAAACAUAAUUACCAUGAAAAAAUAUUAACUAAAAGAAAUGAACCUGUAAAAAUAACUUGAGAUAGCAACUGCGUUGUAUUGGAUUAACAUUGGGAGAAGGGAGGGAGGAAGAAAAACUAAAAAACCAAACACAUACCAACGUCUUACAAAUUUAAAAUUAGGGUAAUGUUGAUGGGUAUGAUAAUUUUUGUACUGUGUUUAGUUUGAAUUCGAAUAGUUUGUAGUUUCGAGUGCGCCACUGUUGUAGCAACGCACUCUAGCUUGCUAGUUACGAUAUCUAGUUCGAAUUGUUGUUGUUAUGAUCGUAUUAUUAUGUAUUUAUGCUCGAAUUAUACAGUCCACUGUUCGUGUUGAUUUUAUUCGAACGAGUUCGUAUUAUUUUCCAAUUUUCUAUUCGAAUAUUGAGUAAUUAUUUCGCGAAUAAAUAAACAUGGUCCUUCGGGCCGGAUGUAAUUCCGGAUAAAUUGUGUAGUUCGCGAAGUAAAAUUCGUAAAAUUCGUAAAUUUCGUUCGUUAUGUUCGAAAUAAAAUUCGUUGUAAUUGUGCAAUUUCGUUGAUUGUGCAAAAAAUUCGAUUGGUUCGUAUUCGUAUUCGUAAUUGUAUUCGUUGAUUUUAACGUUCGUUGAAAAUGGGUGAAUCUGCUGCCGAAAAACAGCAGAGACUUGCUCGAGAAAAAGCUGCCAAAGACAAGGCUGACUAUGAAAGGGCUGUCAACAGCAAAAGAAGACUGCUCCAUGCCUGUGAACGUGAUAAAGCUCAUCUACAAGCUCUGGUUGAGCAAACGGUAUCGAAUGAAAUGAUUUGUCAACUCGAAGUAUUUAUCGAUUCGUGGCGUAAAAAUUUGAUUGAACUAGAAGCUGUCGAUGAAGUUUUAUUCAAAAAUGUUGGUACCAGUUUAACUGCUGAUGAAAUCUUUGAGAAAGAAAAGGAAAUCAUGAAGGAUCGUGAUGACCUACUUUAUGAACUCAAUUUAAUCGUUGCUCGAGCUAAAACGUUCGCGGAAUCCUUGAAGCCUCCAAUCGCUAGCAGUACUCCUUCUCGACGAUCUGGUCCAAAUACUUCAUUUUCGGAUCCAGGUUUUGGAUUUUCUCCAACAAUUUGAUUGAACGAUAUCCCUCUACCAAAAUUUGAUGGUAAUUAUGGUGAAUUUAUCGAUUGGUUCAACGAAUUUUCGAGUACAAUUGACAAAAAUGAAGCCUAUGACGAUUAUCAAAAAUUGUAUUUGUUGAAAAGAUGCAUGGUUGGUAAAGCAGUCGAAUCGAUGAAGGACGUUGGUACUGAGGGAAAGCUGUAUAAACCUACGUUGCAAGGUUUAUAUAAAUCGUUCUUCAAUCGCAGGCGAAUAAUUGCUGAACAUUUCGUCAAUAUCGUUGAUCUUCCUGCGAUUAAAAACACAAACAUUCGAGAAAGUGUCGAGAAAUUAAAACGAUGUCUACGUGGGUUGAAUGCUGCUGGAUUAGAUACAAAUUCGAUUUCACCAAUGGUUACAUUUUUAACUGCUCGAAAAUUGCCAGACAAGCUGAGAAUGGAUUGGGACACAAGUAAUCACGAUUAUUCAGUGUACCCCUCGUUCGAAUCACUCGCAUCGUUCCUGAUAAACAGAAGCUUUGCCUAUGAAACUGCCAAUCUAGGUGAGCCAAAGGAGAAAACAAACUCGUCACCUCCUGGUAAACAAAACAAGUCGUCCGAAAAAUCGAAUCAAGGUGACAAGAAAUCAUUAGCAGCUGUGAAACAACCUUGUAACAUAAAAUGCAUUGUGUGUGGUGAUCCACAUUUUCUAAACCAAUGUAAGGUGUUUGGUGGAAAAACUGUCAACGAACGUUUUAGUAUUGUCAAAGGAAAUCGAUUGUGUUUGAAAUGCUUCAACCCUUUUCAUGGCAUUAGUGCUUGUAAAAGGCCAAAUUGCUCCAAGUGCCAAGGGGCUCACAACGUUUUGCUCCAUCGUGAAUAUGUUGCACCUUCGUCACUCAACUCCAGUGCUGAAAACAAUUCAAAUUCGUCAUCGCAGCAGUCAACUACUUCGACCAACGAUCAAACUGGAACAACCUCAACGACUAUGUGCGCCACUUCCUCAGCUCGGAAAUGCGUAUUGUUAUCAACUGCGGUGGUUAAGGUAAUUUGUGGAAAUAAAAUCGAAUUAGCUCGAGUAUUGUUUGAUCAAGGUUCUGAAAUUAGUUUGGUAAGUAGGGAGUUUUGUGUUCGAACGAAAUUACUAGGGCUAGGAUUUAUAUGCGCUAAAAAAUCAAUUAUAUGCGCUUUAAAUAUGCGCUAAAAAUGACGAAAAUAUGCGAAUAUAUGCGCUAAAAUGACAAAAUAUGCGAAUAUAUGCGCUAUAAAAGUGCAGCAUGUUGCAUAUCAAAAUAAAGGUAUUUUCAAUCUGAAGCUAAAAUUGCAGUUUAUAAACAGAAAAAAUACACGCAUUCAGAUUUAUUUCAUAAAAUAGCAUUUUCUUUUUACAAAAGGGAGAAUUAUAGGUACAUUGGAAUAACAUCCGAUUAUCAAAUGCUCUUUGAGAUUGUCAUUCCAAAACGAUUUCCAGUUGUCUCUGAGCACAGAUAGAAAUAAAACUAUGGUUUUAAUUUUUUUUUUUAAUUUUAAUUUGAGAAAUCGACAUUUUUUUUUAAUUUUGCGUUUCUUAAAUCAAUUUUUGCAAUUUUUUUCCGAAAUAUGCGCUAACGACUCAAAAUAUGCGAUAAAUAUGCGCUAUAAGAGCAUUUUUUGAUGAAAAUAUGCGAAUAUAUGCAUUUAUACCCAAAAUAUGAGGAAAUAUGCGCUAAAAAAUUUCACCAUUCGUAUAAGUAAUGUAUGAAUCGCAAAAGAAACAGUGAUAUGCGGUAUCUAGUAUAUCCAAAACAGAUAUGCGUUUGCAUAUAAAUCCUAGCCCUAGAAAUUACCUAUGUUUAAAAGUGAAAAUGAAACGUCUCUAGUAGGCAUAAAUAAUACUUCGACUAAAUUGAAUUUGUCAGUUCGUUGUGUUUUGAAAUCUCGUUUUUCUGAGUUUUCUAUUGCUAUUGAUGCCGAAGUAAUUGGUAAAAUUCCAUGUAAUGUUAAUCGUAAUGAUGUAAAACCUAUUAUUAAAAAGUUUUCACUCGAAUUCGUGGAAAAUUUCGAAUUACCUUACGAUAAUGUAGACAUAUUGUUAGGUAGUGAAUAUGUAGAAUUUAUUUUAGGUGAACAACGUCGUUUUGUUGAAGGUAUUUGCUUGCGUGAUUCUCAAUUCGGAGUUGUAAUUUCUGGUUCCCAUUCGAAUUCGAAAUCUGCCUUUUUUGUUCAGCAGAAUACUUUUUGUGGGUUUUCUAAUGUGGAGUUGUCUCGUCAGUUCGAUCGGUUUAUGAAAAUUGAUGAAGUUUCUGAUGAAAAAACCUUGCAUGAUGAAAAGAUCGCCGAAUUCGAGUUAAUUAACAAGCAUUUCGAAGAUACAGUUGAAAUUGACCCUGAGUCAAAACGUUUUGUUAUUUCGUUGCCUUUGAAACCAACUGUAAAAUUAUUGAAAGGUUCGUUUUCGAAAGCAAAAUCGAUAUUUCUGAGGUCAGAAAAACGUUUGUCUGAUGUUGCCAAAAAGGCAUACGAUGACAUUUUUGAUGAAUAUUCGAAGCUAGGUCACAUGCAGGUAAUUUUGAAUGUACCAAGACCAGAUGCGUAUUUUAUCCCGCAUCAUUUGGUCACAAAAAUCUCACCUGGUUCAGUGAAUUAUCGUAUCGUUUAUAACGCAUCUUGUAAGGAUGAAUCUGGUACUUCGUUGAAUGACCACCUGUAUGCUGGUCCAGUUAUUCAAAAGGAUCUCUUCUCUCAUUGUAUUCGUUUUCGCGAAUUUAUUUGGGCAAUUUGUGCUGAUAUUUUUCGCAUGUACCGUUCGAUUUUGGUACAUAAAGAUGAUCAUAAAUUUCAAUCUAUUGUUGGUAGGUUUGAAAGAGGAGAGAUUAGUAUUGCUGAACUGACCACUCUGGUGAAUGGUAUAGGUCCAGCUGCGUGGAUAGCUACGAAAUGCUUAGAAAAAACAGCAGAAUUUACUCGUUAUUUCCGGCCAAUAGCGGCUGAUUCGAUCGCGAAAGAGUUCUACAUGGAUAAUUGGAUGUCCGGUGCUCGCAAAAUUGAAGAUUUGAUUGAGUUACAGAAAGCUGUACAUUUUUCUCUCGCACAAUAUGGGUUUAAUUUGACCAAAUAUCAAAGUAACUCGCCUGAAGUUCUUUUGACACUCGAUUCGUCACUUGUAGAACCCUUAAAAACGAAAAUAAUUGGUGGUACCGAUUUUGUGUAUGUUUUAGGGCUAAUUUGGUCCCCAGAAACCAGUGGCGAAGCGUCCAUGGAAGCAAGGGAAGCAAUGCUUCCCUUUAAAUUUUCCGAGUUGUAGAAAAUUAAAUUAAUUAAAAAAUUUCAGUAUAAAUUGACAAUAAAAUAUGAAAAAAUAUUUUAAAACAAUUGAGAAUACUAUCUUGUUUAAAUGUCAUUUGAUGCACCUUUUCUAUUCCCUACAAAACUCAUAAUUUGUGUGUUGGAAGCAAACUGUACAUUGCUUCCAAAAAACCAGUUUUAAGGGAAAAAAGAAUCAUGUUUGCCAUCCUUAACGCGUGCGUUAGAGCGUCGAACGGUGAUUCUUUGGAAGCAAGUCGCUAGUUGCUUCUAGUUGUUUGCUAAUUCUUAAUUUCUUAUUUAUGGUUCUGCAUUUUAUGUGCAUGCGCGUGUUUAUAGCUCUGAUCUAAAAAUUAGGCUAUAUGGAAGUGAGGAGCUCAUUGCAAAAGUAGCCCUUGUCACAUGAACCUAUGCAAUCUCCAAAGCUCUCCCUUGAGCAUAUCCAGUAUCAUGAAUGUAAACUCUAUAAAGCAAUUCCUCUCAGGGCUACUCAGGGUAGACUAACUUGACGGUCAUUUCAUCAUUACAACAUGAUCUCCGCAGUUGGCAAUAGGUGCAAUCGAGUAAAACGUGUCUAAAAGUUCAUGUGACAAGGGCUACUUUUGCAAUGAGCUCCUCAAGUUUAAGUACUCUAUUUUUUGAAAAUUUUCACUACAACAUUGCUUCCCUACCAGUAAAACUCACGCCUCGCCACUGCCAGAAACUGAUUCGUUGAGUAUCAAUGUAAAAAUUGAUGAACUCCCUGAAAUCAUCACAAAACGUGUAAUGCUUAGUGAUACUUCUAAGCUUUUCGAUAUUUUGGGUAUUUUGGCACCUGUUUCGGUGAGAGCCAAAUUAAUUUUGAAAGAGCUUUGGCUAGAGGGUCGAACUUGGGACGAACCAGUGUCAGAUGAGCUGAAGGAUGCAUUUUUGGCCUACAGGGCUGAUUUGAAAUUACUUGAUCGAUUCUCUAUACCUCGUUGUUUGUAUCUUCGUGUAGAAUACCCUGAAAAUUGUACGCGUCAGCUUGUUAUUUUUGCUGAUGCGUCAACAAAAGCCUAUGCUAGUGUCGUUUAUUUUCGUUCAAUUGAUCAAAAUGGUCAAAUAAAAGUUGCGUUUGUAUGUUCAAAGGUGCGAGUUGCGCCAGCAAAGAAAACGCUACAUAUUCAUCAUCUUGAACUUAUGGCCGCUAAGUUAGCUUCAAUUUUGGGGAAGCGUAUUGCAGGAGAAUUGAAAAUUGAAGCAGGGAACGUCUUGUAUUUUUCCGAUUCUCAGGUAGUACUUUCGUGGCUGAAACUAGAUCCGCUUAAACUUAAAAUUUUCGUCUGUAAUCGUGUGAAAAAUAUUGGUAAAAAUUCGAAUUUGAAAAAUUGGUACUAUGUACCUACCAAAGAAAAUCCAGCGGAUCUAGGUACUCGAGGUAUUUUGGCUAAUGAAUUUUUUGAACAAAAUUUGUGGGUUUUUGGACCAACGUGGCUAAAUAAUUUUGAUGAAUUUGAAAAAAUAACCUCAUGUACAUUCGAAUUGGUACGUGAGAUACCAGAAUUAACCAAAGUAGGUAUGGCUAUUUUUAUCAAGGACGAAAUAUUCCUACCUAUUUUGAGCCAUGGUUUAUCUUGGUAUAAAAUUAUUUCGGUUGUUGCUUUUGUUCAAAGAUUUAUUUUUAGAUUACGAUCUGAACGGCUAAAAACGAUAGCCAAUCCAAACCGUAAAGAUGAGAUAUGCGAUCGUAAGUUAGUAGGUAUCAAGCUGAUCCUACCACUAGUUUUACCAUUGGAAACGUGUGAAUGCAAUGACGAGUUUAUUACUCUUGUUAAACAUGUUCAACGAGAACAUUUUCAAAUUGAAAUUGAGUGCUUAUCUUCUAGUGAAAAUAGUCACGUAGAUAAGAAAAGUAAGUUGUUCGAAUUAGCUCCGUUUCUCGAUCCAAAUGGUAUUAUGCGAGAUGCAGGUCGCUUAUCAGCUGCUGCAUUAUCGUAUGAAAGCAAGUUUCCAAUUCUGGUUGAUGCCAGGUCUAAAUUUGUCGAAUGCUAUAUUGAACAUUUGCAUCGAGCAAAUUAUCAUGCCUCUCGUUUGUAUGUGUUGAACGUAUUUCGUACACGUUUCUAUGCAAUUGGUAACGUUAUUACAGUUAUCAAAAAGGUAAUUCGUAAGUGUGUUUUAUGCACACGAAUUCGAGGUGAAACUUUGCGUCAAUUUAUGGCGGAUUUGCCACGGAGUCGAGUUGAAAUAGGUAGACCCUUUGCUAAGAUAGGUGUCAAUUUAACAGGUGCUAUCAAUGUAAAAUGCACUGCACAUCGUGCUGGUAAAUGAAACUUUGCGUCAAUUUAUGGCGAAUUUGCCACGGAGUCGAGUUGAAAUAGGUAGACCCUUUGCUAAGAUAGGUGUCGAUUUAACAGGUGCUAUCAAUGUAAAAUGCACUGCACAUCGUGCUGGUAAAUUAAACAAGGUCUAUCUUGCGUUUUUUGUUUGCUUUGUGACACGUGGUGUUCACAUAGAGAUCGUUGAAGACCUUACGGCUGAUGCGUUUUUAAAUACUCUCGAACGUUUUAUUUAUAGGCGCGGAUUGCCUAAGGCAAUUUACUCCGACAAUGCCACGAAUUUUAUUGGUGUUCGUAGGUUUUUAGAACAGAGCAAACUCGAACGUUUUUUGAGUGAACAUUUGGUCGAAUGGCAUACUAUUGCACCUCGCAGUCCUCACCAAGGUGGAAUUUGGGAGGCUACGGUAAAAUCUGGUAAGAAAAUACUCGAAAAGGCUAUUGGUAGCCAAGUUUUGAACAUUUUAGAACUCUCAACGAUUGCUACAAAAGUAGAGGGUAUUUUGAACUCUCGCCCUAUUUCAUAUCGACGUGAAAAUAGUCUCAUUGAACCUAUCACACCUGCCCAUUUCCUAAUAGGUACGGCGUUGAUGGAACUUCUGAUUGUUGAGGAUUCUAGAACUGUUAAUUUACGUAAUCGUUAUCGCUUAUGGACAAGCGUUGUAAAUACAUUCUGGUCGUUUUGGAGAAAAGAUUAUCUCAAUCACCUUCGUUGUAGGUACAAGUGGAAAGUUGAGGAACGUAAUGUUGAGAUCGACGAUGUUGUUCUUUUCCGUUCGAAUAAUGAAGGUAUUUUUCAAUGGCCUAUGGCCAUAGUCAUUGACGUUUUCCCAGACAAGUCAGGUCUUGUUCGAAAUGUAGAAUUGAGGUUUGCAAAUGGAAGUACUCAAAAAACUUCUGUUCAGAAUCUUAUUUUACUACCUGUUAAGGGUGAUUUGUAAAAUUUUUUGUAAUUCUCAAAUUUGUAAUCAUUUUUCUCCUGAUUUUGUAAUUUUUUUCUCGUAACUCGUAAUUAUGUCAAUGUAUCAUGUAAUAUGAUUAGUUUUAUGAUUGAUUUUUGUCAAUUGUUAACUUGUUGAUAAUUUUAAGUUGUUUAGAUUAAUUAAAAAUAAGGUGUACCUUAUUUUUGAGGGGAGGAUGUUGAUGGGUAUGAUAAUUUUUGUACUGUGUUUAGUUUGAAUUCGAAUAGUUUGUAGUUUCGAGUGCGCCACUGUUGUAGCAACGCACUCUAGCUUGCUAGUUACGAUAUCUAGUUCGAAUUGUUGUUGUUAUGAUCGUAUUAUUAUGUAUUUAUGCUCGAAUUAUACAGUCCACUGUUCGUGUUGAUUUUAUUCGAA
Planococcus citri (citrus mealybug) is the source of this 11554-nucleotide messenger RNA. RefSeq lists its product as uncharacterized. Gene Ontology annotation, molecular function: protein binding. Bases 4808 to 5842 code for a protein of 344 amino acids. The transcript has 4 exons. The record is from RefSeq and is a predicted model, not a curated record. Lineage: Eukaryota; Metazoa; Arthropoda; Insecta; Hemiptera; Pseudococcidae.